CUUCUGCAAUGGAAACAAGAUCUUGAUGGAGUGCGACUGGUGAGCCUGUGGCUUCAACAUUGAAUUGGUUUGGAGGAGAUAUUUUGGAUUUCUGCAACAGGCAGGUAUGGAAAUGGCUACACCAAAAACUGUGACAUGAAGGUAUUCUAUAUGUAGAUUUAUUUUUGUUUUUGUUUUUUUGUUUUUUUUUUUUGGCCGACUAUUCUAUAUGUAGAAUGGUAAGAAGAGAAAUUGCAAAUAUACUAGUGUUCUGUUUUACCAUGUGAAAGAGAACAAAGAAUGAAUAGUCAGGGGCAAUACAUUGGGGAAAAAUCAGGCUGUCCUUUCUUAUAUUGUUAAAUGUUAAGUGUUGGGAAGAUGACCCGCUUUGUGAAAAAUGAAGCAAAUUAUCCUGCAAAUUGUCUGGCCAAGGCUAAAUGAAACACAAGGUACACA
Molecule: messenger RNA, 435 nt
Organism: Rubroshorea leprosula
Lineage: Eukaryota; Viridiplantae; Streptophyta; Magnoliopsida; Malvales; Dipterocarpaceae
Source: the annotation of a GenBank genome assembly